AUGGAGAAGUUCGUCUCUUUGGCAGAACCCUUGGAAGUCCUCCUCCUUCACACAGUCCUCCACUGGUUCGCUAUGAUGCUUGAGAGGCUCUCGCUAGGAUUCAUGUCCUUCCUCCACUCGUAUUUCCAGUUCUGUACAUGCUUGUCGAUGGCUAAAGAUGAGCAACUGAUGAAUAGGAGUAGCAGCCAGCCUAGAGAAGACCAGUGCCUAAGUAGAAAGGAAGUGGAGAUGGUCAUGGACAGGAUGGGGAUAUGUUGCCCCUUUGAAGGUGAGCAGCUCUGCGAGCACAUGAGUUCUGAUGAGAUCUCUGGCUUGUUUGAAGAGAACGAGCCAAGUUUGGAAGAAGUAAAGGCAGCCUUUUGCUUCUUCGACGCAAACAACGAUGGAUUCAUCGACGCAGUGGAGCUGCAGACAGCACUCCUCAAGCUGGGCAUCACAGAAGGGUUGGAAUUGGACGCGUGCAGAACGAUGAUAGCAAUCUACGAUGGGAACUAUGACGGAAAGAUUGGUUUCAAUGAGUUCGUCAAGCUUCUGGAGACCAGCCUUUGCUGA
This is a messenger RNA of Musa acuminata AAA Group (dessert banana), 552 nucleotides long. Its product is annotated as probable calcium-binding protein CML45. Lineage: Eukaryota; Viridiplantae; Streptophyta; Magnoliopsida; Zingiberales; Musaceae. The record is from RefSeq and is a predicted model, not a curated record. Gene Ontology annotation, molecular function: calcium ion binding. The transcript has a single exon. The coding region runs from base 1 to 552 and encodes 183 amino acids.